AUGGCAUUGGCGUUGCUAGCGGCUUUGAGCUGCAUGAUCUUCCCUGCCUCUGCUCAGCUCAGCACCUUUGACCCUCGAGAAGCGACCAUCUCAUCAACACAUCAUUCCCUUUACACAGGCCUGAGCACAUGUCGUGACGUGGUCUCCGCCUUCCUAUCCCGAAUCGAAGCACUCAACAACCACACGAACGCCAUCAUCCGCCUCAACCCCAAUGCGCUAACAAUCGCGAAUGACUUCGACACACAACUCAAAGCGAACAACGGCAGCUAUGGACCACUCUUCUGCAUCCCAAUCCUCCUCAAGGACAACUACGACACCGCUGACAUGCCCACUACUGGAGGUAACCUGGAUCUCGCGGGGUCUCAACCGACUGAAGACGCACCUAUGGUUCAGGCUCUCAAAGAUGCUGGUGCUAUCGUGCUAGGCAAGGCGAAUCUGCAUGAGCUGGCGCUGGAAGGUCUGAGUGUCUCGUCGCUUGGUGGACAGACGAUCAAUCCUUACGAUAGUACGCGGACGCCGGGCGGGAGUUCUGGCGGUACAGGUGCUGCGAUUGCUGCUUCGUUCGCUGUAUGGGGUACUGGCACGGAUACUGUCAACAGUCUGAGGAGUCCUGCUAGUGCCAAUAGUCUGUUCAGCUGUCGACCUACAAGAGGUCUACUGAGUAGAACUGGUGUCAUCCCAAUCUCUUAUACACAAGACGUAGUCGGCCCAAUCGCCCGAAACGUCGAAGACGUAGCUACCGCGUUAACAGUCAUGGCGAAAAUCGGCUUCGACUCCAACGACAACGCCACAGCGCUGGUACCAGAAGGCAUUCGCGGUACAGACUAUACUCUCGGCCUCACCACCGGCUCUCUAAAAGGCCUACGCCUAGGCCUUGUCGAAGGCUUCUUCAACAGAGCCUCAAGCCCCGAAACCGACCCCAUCAACGAAGCAAUGUCGAACAUAACAUCAAAACUCCGCGCCGCAGGCGCCACCAUCAUCUCCAUCACCGAGACGCUGUACAACGCCACCUCCAUCGCCAACCUCGACACUCAACGCUAUGAAUACCGCGAAAACAUGAACUCCUACCUCCAGCGUCCCUCCCUGGGCGGCUCCCACCCAUCCACUCUCAACGACCUCUACAACAGCUCCUCCAACUCCACCUUCCUCGUCAUCCCCGCGCAAUACGAAUACGUCACCGCCGCCUUAAUGUCCUCAACCUCCAACGCCUCCUACAACGAGAUCCUUCGCGGCAUCGAUGACCUCACCCUCUCCCUCCACUCGACCUUCAAAUCCAACGACCUCGACGCACUAAUAUACCCCCAACAGAAGAACCUCGUCGGUCCCAUCGGCUCGCCAUCGCAGUCAGGUCGUAAUGGUAUUUUGGCAGCGUUGACGGGCACACCGGUCGUUACGGUGCCGGUGGGGUUCUCGAAUGCUACGGGGACGGCGCCGGAGGGUGUGCCGGUGGGGAUGGAGAUUUUGGGGAUGGAGUGGACGGAGGAGAAGGUGUUGGGGAUUGCGUGGCAGGUUGAGAGGUUGGGGAGGGUGAGGAGCACGCCGAGGUGGGCGAAGGAGAGGGUGCAGGUGAGAGGGUAUGAUGCUGUGCCGGUGGUUGUGCCGGAUGGGGGAAGUGUGGAUGUGGAGGCGUAUCCGUUGGGUGUGUUGGGAGAGUGA
Messenger RNA from Fulvia fulva, 1656 nucleotides. RefSeq names its product Glutamyl-tRNA(Gln) amidotransferase subunit A 2. The transcript has a single exon. The record is from RefSeq and is a predicted model, not a curated record. Lineage: Eukaryota; Fungi; Ascomycota; Dothideomycetes; Mycosphaerellales; Mycosphaerellaceae. Bases 1 to 1656 code for a protein of 551 amino acids.